This is a messenger RNA of Tribolium castaneum (red flour beetle), 1255 nucleotides long. RefSeq lists its product as uncharacterized. NCBI's taxonomy places the organism in Eukaryota, Metazoa, Arthropoda, Insecta, Coleoptera, Tenebrionidae. The record is from RefSeq and is a predicted model, not a curated record. Bases 164 to 1189 code for a protein of 341 amino acids. Gene Ontology annotation, biological process: spindle assembly. The transcript has 2 exons. Gene Ontology annotation, cellular component: mitotic spindle microtubule; HAUS complex. Gene Ontology annotation, molecular function: microtubule binding.
GUGUGUCAAUUAAAAUAAAAAAACAGUUAAAAAACGUCUGUUUUUAAUAAAAAAAUCGUCCGUCUGGUGAUUUAUUUUUCUGACGUUGGUCGUGGUCAAUUAAAGUUACUGGUCUUUAGUUUAAAAAAGUCGUGUUUUUGAAGCUUAUUUGUUCUUUCACAGAAUGGCGUCAUUCUCUGUGAUAAAUUUGCAAGGUUACGAAGCCAUAAUCCACGAGAAACUUUUCGCAAACAUUAAGCAAUUAACUUAUGUUUAUCCACCAACCCAAGACUUCCAUGAGGUUUUCAGGGAAGAUAUGUUUAAAAAAAAUAACAAGGCAGCCUUCCAACAAGUCACCAACUACCUUUUCAAUGUCCUAAGUCCUGAGUUGACCAGAGAAAAGCUCAAAUCCUGGCCCCCAUACGACACCAAAGGAGAGCGAGAGUUUAGACAAGAGGUGGUGGCAUUUGUUGAUUACUUGAAUGAAAAUUACAAAGCGGCGAACAUUCCUAAGCUAAUGCCAUCUCUUUUUGUUUCACCUGGUGGCAUAAAGGUGGCCAAAUUCAUGUUUAAAUUGUCGACGUUCGUCUUGCAUGAGCAUUUAAAAAAGAACAUGAAAGAGGGCAAAUUAUUGUCUCCCAUCAGACCUUGUAAAAAUCCAGCCGUUAAUGCAAUAAUUAUAGAAAACUUGAAUAGAACAACGUCAGUUAUAAAAAAAAGAACGUCAGAAACUGCCACCAACUUCCACAAAUUCUCGGCAGAGGCAUUUGCAGAAGCCCAGCGAAUUGUGGAGCAAGUGGAGAGGAUUAAAAGACAGGAAAUGGCCGAAGUCACCAAGGCGUUAGACGAAGAGAAAAAGAAAAAUCUCGAAUCAAUUGAUUUGGAAAAGUUGCAAGGAAAAAUGGCACAAAUGGAAAAUAUUAAAAGCAUGUGUGAGAGAGCAAACGAGCUCCUGGAUGUCAUAAUGAAUGAUAAUCAACUGGAACUUGAUAAAGAAAAUACUCCCGACUUGGAUUUGCUGCAGUUGUUCAAUGAUUUAAAUGAGUUCCUUGAAAAGGAACGUUUCCAAAUACCAACUUUGUUACAGGAAGAUAUGAAAGAUAUGGUUCAACGCUUGUCAGAGCUCACAGAAAACUACAAACAACUUAUCAUUAAUAUGGAGCACGACAAGAAGGAACUCGAAAAAUUGGCAGAAAAUUCUGUUAUCUAAUAAAGAUUGAAAUUACUUUACAUUUUUUGUACCAUAAUAAUAAAAAUAAAUUUUUUGUAUUACCUU